This is a messenger RNA of Suillus plorans, 963 nucleotides long. RefSeq lists its product as uncharacterized. The transcript has 3 exons. Lineage: Eukaryota; Fungi; Basidiomycota; Agaricomycetes; Boletales; Suillaceae. The record is from RefSeq and is a predicted model, not a curated record. Bases 340 to 597 code for a protein of 85 amino acids.
AACAAUGAUUAUAUUGUAUUUUGUAAGAGUGUGGAUGACACACUGAUCACUUCAGUUAUCUAAUUUACGACCUUUAUUUUAUCUACAGGCUUUUCUGACAAGGGAGUGAUGUAUAGCAUAACACUGGAAGGUAAAUUAUGCUCAACCUCCAGCGCUCUGAUUGACCAUCUCUUGUCAGGCUUCUUCGGAUAAUCAAGCUCGGUCCAGUCGCUUUUCAGAUGCUACUCUCUACCAUCUCUGCUAUGCCGCCAGCUUUCCGGUAUAAAAAAGUUGAAGGAAGGACGAUGAUCCCCCCAACAUUCUUUGCUUAUUUCCUCCGAUCUCUUCGAAAUAUCACCAAUGCCAAACGCAGAACAGAACAGAAUGGGGUUGAACAACCUCUUGCAACAACGAUACGGCACAAGUGCUGCUUCUCACUUGCGAUGGGAAAGUGUCAAAUAUGGCGAUGAUCAUAAUCCUACUUGGACUUUUAUUGUCUAUAUCGAUAAUAUUGAGUACGGACGGGGUUCUGGCGGUGACAAGGGGUCUGCGAAGGAGAUGGCAGCAGGAGUUGCCCUUAUGCAGCUUCAAAGGCAGUGGGCUCAUCUAUUGCUCUAGAUACUGUUGGAACCUGGGCCAAGAGAAGUUGCGAACGCAUUCAGGCGACGUCGGACUCGUUGACGUCGGCCGUAGAUCUACAAUUCCAAUUGUCACUUCCUUCACUACGAUAAUUCACUAUACUGAUUCCCUUGAAGAUACGAGUCCAUCUGUGCGACCAUCUCAGUCCUUUUCUGAGACUGAGAUUUAUCUUCCGUCUUUCCGUUACAAAACAACGACUCGGAGUUAAUACACUGUAGUCUCAUUUUUUCAGGGCCUCUCGCUCACCUCUGAGCUGCAUACUACAAAUAGGUUGUCUUCUACUGUUGCUGCAUCUAACUUACCGGUAUAUAAAUUUUCCCGCUUCACAUGUGUCAGCAUGGCAGA